Messenger RNA from Patella vulgata (common limpet), 1848 nucleotides. RefSeq names its product lupus La protein homolog. The coding region runs from base 116 to 1237 and encodes 373 amino acids. Lineage: Eukaryota; Metazoa; Mollusca; Gastropoda; Patellidae. The transcript has 14 exons. Gene Ontology annotation, biological process: positive regulation of translation; RNA processing. Gene Ontology annotation, molecular function: RNA binding. The record is from RefSeq and is a predicted model, not a curated record. Gene Ontology annotation, cellular component: nucleus; ribonucleoprotein complex; cytosol.
AGAAAACUGAGUACAAAUAUAAAGUAACGAUUUCACACGUGUAAGUAUUUUGCCAGCAGACGGUAAUAUCAUAACUGUCUCGUUUAGUUUUUCGUCUUUCUUUUGAAGUUGCAAUAUGUCUACUGAAGAUUGUGUAGAAAACAAAGAAAACAUGGCUGAGACUAAUGGAUCAGGUUUAACUGAUCAGGAAAAGAAAAUAAUUUACCAAAUGGAGUACUAUUUUGGGGACAUUAAUUUGGCAAAAGACAAAUUUCUACAGGAGAAAAUCAAAGAAGAUGAUGGCUAUGUAACAUUUGAGGUUUUGCUAACAUUCAACAAAUUAAAGAGUAUCACAGAAGAUGUAGAAGUUAUUGUUGCUGCCAUUAAGAAAUCUGAAAAUAAUCUAUUAGAGGUGUCGGAAGAUGGGAAGAAAGUUCGAAGGUCACCUGAAAAACCAUUACCUGAAAAUAACAAAGAAAGAAGAGAUGAUCUCAAUAACCGUUCUAUUUAUUGUAAAGGAUUCCCUGAGGACUGUGAUUUUGACACAAUUAAAGAAUUUCUUGAUAAACAUGGUGUUGUGGAAAAUAUUUAUCUUCGUAGAAUUGGAAAGAAAUUUAAGGGAUCCAUUUUUGCUGUGUUUAAAACUAAAGAACAAGCUGACUCAUUUGUGAAAGCAGAAUCAAUCAAAUUUGGUGAAACAGAAUUAAAAAGACUGUUAAGGACUGAUUAUUUCCUGAGUAAAACAGAAGAAAAACGACAAUUAAAAUUAGAGAAAGAAAAAGCAGCAAAAGAGGAAACAGCAAAACAGAUGAAUGAGAGGUUAGAGAAUAUGAAAGAUAGUAUAACACAUGGUACUAUUUUACAUCUAGAAGGUUUUGCAGAUGAUACAUCACGUGAGGAUGUUCGAAACUUCUUUGAAGAUUUUUCAAAAGUUGCAUGGGUUGAUUUUAACCCUGGUGAUAAAAAGGGUCAGGUGAGGUUUGCUGAAGAGAAUCAAGCACAAGUAGCAUUAGAUAAAGCUAAAGAAGCUAAUGGUGGUAAAAUAGAAUUAAAUGGUGGUGAAUUACAGGGUCGAGUUCUUGAGGGAGAGGAAGAGCUUAGUCACUGGAAAAUGAUAUUUUCUGACCGAUCAAAUCGUGAUAUGAAUAGAAGGAAACCAAUGAAGAGGGGCCGAGGCAAGUUUGGUUCCUUUAAGGGUAAACGACGAGGUCAGAAUAAUGAUGGAGCACCUGCAGCAAAAGCAGCAAAAACAGAAUGAUGUUAAGACAACUAAUAUCUUUGUUUUAUCUUUUUGUAAAUAAUUGUUAUGUCUAUGAAAUGUUUUUAAAUUCAACCAUCAUUCAACCAUCAUGGAAUAAAUUAUCAUUUGUAUAUAGUAUCAUGAAUAUAAAUAUAUAGUAGUGAAUAUUUUAAUAAGUCACAGAACAGCGUAAUGUUCAUCAUUUGUUCAUUCUAUUAGAUCGAGUAUUCUUCUUGUAUUUCAUCAUGUAGUUGAAUCAUACAGUACAUAAAUGUAUUACUGACAAAGGGGAAACCACAUUGGAAAAUCCUGAACUUUCUGGCCAACCAUGUGGAAUUAAACACAGGACAUUCAUGUUAGCAAGCAAACACCUUAAGUAUAAAUUAAUAUAUUGAAGAAUCGGGAAUUAGAUUGAAUGAUAUUUAUUUGGAUUUAAAAUAGUUGUAGUGUGAAAGGAAAUGUAUGAUUAAAUGUAUAUUUUAAAUUAUCAGUACAAAUAAUGUAGAUUAUUGGGUUAUUUUGUCAUUUAUUUAGCCUCUUUGACCCAAACUGGUCUUGUACUCAACAUAAUCAUGUCAAUGUAAAUAUUCUAUCAAAAUAUCACAUAAAAUAAAACAUUCAAUUCUGUU